AUGCUUGCCGCACAGACGAAUAGACCUCCGGAGAUAGGCAUGCGCACGCCAGAGUCGUCCAUUCAUGCGCUUCGAUCUCCCGCCAAUCGAAGCCAGCAGAUGGCGAAUGCUACCGCUCGCACCUUCUCUCCUCUUCCUUCCUCAUCUCCAUCACCAUCGCACGCUAAUCUCACAUUUUCCGGCGCUAGUGUACCCAGGUUUCAUACCACCACACGAAAAACUUUAGAUCUUCGCAACACGUGCUCGCCUAGGCUUCCCGACCUCGACUUUCUCGCUGCACCCGUACAACGCAUCGGUCACCAGCACAGCCAGCCAGGACAGUCUAGCACUUCAUCGUCUUCGUCUUCAAGCAUGCCAGCAUUUAAAGCAGAAGAUUACAGCUCUUUCUUCGACGGCUUUGCAGCACCUCAAAGUUCGAGCCUUGCUCAAACACAUUUAGAAGACGAAGACAACACCAACAAUUUUGGUUUCGCUUCGCUUCCUCUCAAUCUUCACGGAUCAAAGGACGACGAAGAAGACCUCAAAGUUCUCAGUGCACUCAGCUUCACCGAUUCGAUCAGGAUGAAUCUCGAAGCACUCACACGCAACAGCGCGGAUCAUUACGCAUAUACAGCGGAUAGUUACGUGGAUCCUAACGUGGACUACGGUGCUAAGGCAGUCGACGAUGCCAACGAGACAGCUUGGAUCAACAGCUCGUAUGCGCAGCUAUCGCUUGCUCAGGAUGGCAAUAAUGCCAACAGAGAGCAGCGUCCUCGUCACCAUCAGAGGUCAUUCGAGCGUAGUCAAGACUCCCAGGACAAGGGUAGUCUCGAGGCAUCUUCAACCAGGGACUCGCCUCCUUCUGAUGGCUUAACUUUGGGCAGGAGCUCCAGUGAUGCCAAUGACGAUGAGCUCCGAACACCACCCGAGCCCAGCUACGAGAGGUUCGAGCCGGUUGAUGGUCCCGCCUCGCACGAAAGGGCUAUUCCUCAGUCAUCAGCCCAGCGAUCGCCCAUCCCAUCACACCAGGCUCCAGCCUCGACCCCGUCUUCCAACCAAGCCACACCUGUAGCAGCACAAGCUCCUCAGCUGGGCUCGCCCUUCCAGCCCUCUCGACCUCAGUUCCGCCAGGCACACCUCUCGCAGUAUCGUGCCGAACCACAGGAAGCUUUCUCGCGUUACCAGAUUGGCAACAGCUCCGAGAUCGAGUUGCUCAGCGACAAUGUUCACGCACUGAGACGUGCGGCAGGUAAAGCAAAGAUGACUCCUUGGCAAAACGAGUCUGUCGCUUCUUCGCAAUCUGCUCACAGCCUCGGGCUCAGUCGACACAGCUCCUCGGUCUUUGCUAUCCACGAAAGCAACAAGCCUUUCAGUCGACUAGGUCCUCAAGACAUCGCAUUCAGCGCUACAACAAUCCCGGAACAACGUCUCACAGCUGAAGACUGCGUCAAUAGCAUUGUCUCGCGUUACCCAACGCUUUGUGAUGCUCCUCUUCGCGAGUUUGGCGAAGAUGGCCAGCCUCUACCUCCCACUAAGAAGCAAGAGACUAGCGCUGAAGAGCGUCAGGCGCGUAAGCAAGCGCUUCGAGUACAGUUCUGCGCCAAGCAGCGUCUUUCAUUGAUCAAGGCAAUGGUGGUAAUGGAGUCCCGUUCAGCAUCUUGGAAGCGGAUCGGACCCUUCAACCCCUCGAACCACAACACGAACAGCGCCUCUGCAUCGGUGAUCUCUCACCAGCAGCCGUCGCGUGAGGUGUCGCCCCGAUCCCCAACUGAAGUCGCUCGCCUUCCACCCAUGCCCAGCCCAUGGUCGAUGGAGAUCCACCACGAACAGCUUGAUGUAGCCCAGAUCAAGGGCAAGUCGAAGAAGACAAUCGAGCUUGCCUCACUCCGCAUCAACGCUUGCUGCGUCAAGUGCGACGGGAGCGGACUCGGUGCUUGUGUCACUUGCAAGGCCGAACAGGCUGACGAAUGUUUCUGGUGCUCUGGUACGGGCCGAGAGAAGACUCGCGCCCAAGCCUGGUGUCGCCGCUGCCAAGGUGCCGGUGUGCUGAAGUGCAACACCUGCCACGGUAGCCUCAAGUCGGACUGCCGUUCGUGCGAGGGUACUGGUACAGGCGAGUACGGCUUCUUCGUCGAUGUGUUCGUCAAGCGUGUCGAGAUGCCAGCUGUGCCGGUCUCGACGCUCUUCCCUCAGUUCGACGACUCCUUGAACUUCGAGCCCAACUACGACAAGGUUCGAGCUGCAGCAACUCUGACAUUGUGGGAUUCGAUCCUCAAGCUCACCGAGGCUCGAAGUCAGGCAGUGAUGCUGAAGGGCGGCAAGGGUAAGAGCAAGGACAUGGUGCCUGUAAUGGCUGCGUGCGUUUGGGAGAACUCGACAACCCACGUCGUUGCAGUCGAUGUCCCGCUUGCUGCCAGGUUCAAGAAAGGUGCCACACCAGCCUUGCGACCAGAGGGCCUCCACAGGAAGAUACCGGCCCAACGAAGAUUCUUCACCGUUCCUGCUGAUGCCGAUCUUCGCUCCGUCGAGAUGUCCGAGGAAGAGGUGAAGAAGAUCACCUCUCCCUCCCUUCACAAGAGGAACCUCCCUCGUGCUGGCGGAGAAGGCUCGCACUCAGCUGCCAACAGUCCAGCAAUGAGUUCUAUCGAAUUCGGCCCCUCUGCCUCGCCUCCUCUUGCCAUCCCUGAGGAAGGCGCAGUGGUCUCUGGCUACUCGACUCCGACUCGGGUCCCGAGCCCACGCUCAGAUGUUGGCCCAGCCAAACCAGCAGCACGAGAGUUCUUUCAUCACCUAAGCCCACUCUCUCAGCUUUCUGCUGCAACUCAAUCUCCCGCUCCCUCGCCAUCUGCUUCCUUUGUUCACCAGAACCAGAGCCAGGUGUUUGACUCUAACGCUCUUGGCAGCAAGCAGAGGAGACCUUCCGCAGGUCACAUCUUGACCAAGAAGCUCAGCUCCAACAUCCUCAACAAGUUGGGAGCCCAUCGAGGUUCCCUCUAA
Ustilago hordei is the source of this 2976-nucleotide messenger RNA. RefSeq lists its product as uncharacterized. The record is from RefSeq and is a predicted model, not a curated record. The transcript is spliced from 2 exons. Gene Ontology annotation, molecular function: heat shock protein binding. NCBI's taxonomy places the organism in Eukaryota, Fungi, Basidiomycota, Ustilaginomycetes, Ustilaginales, Ustilaginaceae. Bases 1 to 2976 code for a protein of 991 amino acids.